UGACUCUUUGUCGUCGCACACAAAUGGCGUCUUUGCAGAUGUUUGCCCUGCCCAUAACCUCAAAUCCCACCCCGGUCUCCAUCGUGGGCGAAGUCUUCCGCACGUGGUAGACUCCGACUAACGACAGGUGGCUCCGCCCCUUGUGGGCUGGUCCACGCACAGAGUGGGGGGAAUGAAUUCAAGAAGAGGGAAGAGCUAUUAGAGCUGCUAUGGCGGCGAGUUGUUUUCGAAGGCGUAUUGCUGCACAGCUUUCAAAUGUCCUAGAGAUGCCACCAGAUAAUUUGAUGAAGUCAAUACAUGCUAUUCCAGUAUCAAAAAAGAGGCAAGCUGCUGAUUUCCAGUUCUUUGUGAGUUCCGUUCUUGAUGCCAGCAAGCUGCCUAAGUCAGAUAUUCAGCUUCAGACCCAGAGGCUGGCAGAGCAACUCAAAUGUGACAAUGUUGUGAGUGAAAUCAGCACAGGUGAAGGAAGGAUAAACUUCACAAUAAAUCGAGAAUUAUUAGCAAAGUCAGUGUUGCAGCAAGUGUUUCAGGAUGGCUCAGAGUAUGGAAUAAAGAGUGAGCUUUUCUCAGGAUUGCCAAGAAGAAAAAUUCUAAUUGAGUUUAGUUCACCCAACAUUGCGAAGAAAUUUCAUGUUGGACACUUGCGUUCCACAAUAAUCGGAAAUUUCAUAGCCAAUCUCAAAGAGGCUAUUGGACAUCAUGUUACAAGAAUGAAUUAUCUUGGAGACUGGGGCAUGCAAUUUGGUUUGUUGGGAACUGGCUUCCAACAGUUCGGCUCUGAAGAGAAAUUAAAAUUGAACCCUCUGCAGCAUCUGGUUGAGGUCUACGUAGAGGCUAAUAAAGCAGCAGAAGAAGAUGAAACUAUUAAAAAGAUGGCCCAAGAUUUCUUCAGAAAACUGGAGGCACAUGAGGAAGAAGCAUUGUCUUUGUGGCAACGUUUUAGAGAUGUCAGCAUUGAAGAAUAUGUCAGGAUGUACAAGCGUCUAGGAGUGUACUUUGAUGAAUAUUCUGGAGAAUCGUUCUAUCAGGAGAAGUGUCAAGAAGUUCUAAAGAUGUUGGACACAAAAGAUCUCCUUAAGAAAACUAAGGAAGGCACAGGAAUAGUGUACCUUCCUGAAAAAGGAGACCAGUCAUAUUCUGCUGUAGUGCGUAAUGAUGGAACCUCUCUCUACAUAACAAGAGACCUUGCUGCUGCCAUAGAUAGAAUGGAUAGGUGUUAUCCUGAUACUAUGAUAUAUGUUACAGAUAAAAGCCAGAUCUCUCAUUUUCAACAACUGUUCCAAAUACUGAAGUUAAUGGGUCACAAAUGGGCAGAAAGGUGCCGGCAUGUGCCAUUUGGGAGAGUUCAAGGGAUGAAAACACGAAAAGGAGAGGUGGUUUUCCUUGAAGAUGUUUUGGAUGAAGCUUCCUCCAUGGUAUUAGAAAGAAUGGCUUCUACAAAAACAACAAAAGAACUGGUCAACCCUCUUGAGACAGCUCAAAGAGUUGGACUUGCAGCACUAAUAAUUCAGGACUUCAAGGGUCUCUUAUCAUCUGACUAUCAGUUUAGCUGGGAUCGUGUUCUCCAAAGUCAGGGUGACACUGGUGUCUUCGUGCAGUAUACACAUGCCAGAUUGCACAGCCUAGAGGAGAAGUUUGGGAAAGUCAGUCAAGUCUCCCACAUUAAUCCUGCAUGUUUACAGGAUCCACAGGCUAUUUCCUUAAUACAGCAUCUUCUCAGAUACGAUGAGAUUCUUUAUCAGUCUUCUCAAGAUCUUCAGCCCAAGCACAUUGUCCUCUAUCUUCUGGCACUCAGCCGCUUAGCAGCUGUGGCUCAUAAAGUGCUGCCUGUGAAAGGCAGUGUUCCGGAAUUAGCAGAGGCAAGGAUCUCUCUGUUCCAAGCUGCACGCUCCAUUCUAGCUAAUGGAAUGAAACUUCUAGGAAUCACACCUAUAACUAAAAUGUAAUGAGAAGAUUUCUUCAAUGCCUGCUCUAAAAUAUAUGUGUUUCAAAGACCAGAAGUUGUGCUGAGUUGUCUUCUCUCUUGCUCAGAGCUAAAGAAUUACUUUAAAAAAUUAAGGAAUCUCUGUGUGCCCAGAGCCCUCUGGUUGUGCCACUAAGCAAACCCUGGAACAUACCAAUACACCGUCAGUAUUAAGACUGCCAGUACUGUGAUGCUUUUAUAUCACUCUGUAGUUGUUGGGCUUGUGCUUUGGUGGUGCUCAAUCUGUGGAAUGACUGCCUGAAAAAACCCUUCUGACUCUGCGGGAUGGGCAGCUGUUCUCUUUCUCUCCUUUAGAUACCCUGAGCUUCUUUGUUGGUCCUCUUAAGAUACUCAGCCUAAACGCUCUACUGGCUGUUGUCUGACUUUUAAGAGAUGCUGUAAGAUGGUGUUACGCAGGAGAGCCCUUAAUGGCGGUCAGAAGUUAUUUACUACAUGAUGAUGCUCUGACUGGAUUUUUUUGUUUUGUUUUGUUACAAGCGACUGUGGCUCCUUUUUUCAGAGGAAAUCUGCCAACAGGGAUUUUCAGGCUUUCUCCCUAAUCAGCAGGGUUUCCCAACCUGCUUCCCUUUGUAUACAAACAUGCAGACCCAUUCUUUCCCUGUUCUCUAAAAUGCCAUGUUAUGGAAGGGAAAGAGAGCCCACGGCAAUACUGCACACCAAAAACUGACUACAGAAACAAAAAGCAGCUUUGUUAUUACUGCAGGGACUUCUUGUUGAUUACCCCUGGCUCACUUCAAGCCUGGGAGGUUUAAUAGCCUGCCUCUUAUGCGGGCAUGUAAUCUGUAAUAGCAGAUUUCCACAAAUAGCAGCAGGGGUCCUUUUUGUUCUACUAGUACGGUAGAACAGCUUCACAUAGACCAAGUAGUUAAGACUAAUUAUGAUCAGUUGGACUCUGCUCUUCUAAUGAUGAAUAGACACGAUGCUUUGCAUUCCAAUCUGAAUGCCAUUGCUUUGUUCAGCUGCAACAAAUUGCUAGAUGUUAUGGCUCUAGUUCAACAGCUUCUAAGAAUUCUUGCCCCCACACUUUUCUCCAAGCCAUCGUCGUAAAGGUACAAAACCAUUUUGAUGCUAUUAUUUCUAUCAAAGUCAAAGAUCCAUAAUUUUCUAGACCAGGGCUCUCGAUCCUUUGGACCUCCAGAUGUUCAUGGACUACAAUUCCCAUCAGCCCUUGCCAGCAUGGCCAGUUGGCAGAGCUGAUGGUAUAGUCUGUGAACUUCUAGAGGGCCAUAGAUUGGAGACCCCUGUUCUAGAUCAAUGAUUCCCCUUGCGCUACAUAUUAUAAUUGAAAAGAAGCUCAACUACUGUAUUCAGCCUACUACCAGUCUUCAAGUUUAGUCCUGAACAUUUUCUCAUGGAACCUAACUGGUUGGUUCACCCAUGGUUCAUCCCAUGAAGUCCCGGAUUUCAUUAGACAUUUUGUUCCAAGAAAUCUGGUGUAAGGAACAUUUAUAUUUUUCAGGUUUUAUAUCUCAUGUCAGCCCUGCGCUCCCUAGCUCUAGGAGAAUCAUACCUAAGAGUGAUCUCACUUGUUUAACUUCUUUCGUUCUUAGAUGCCAUUGACUAGAAUUGGUUUUAGCUCUACAAUAUGUAUUAAAACUUGAAUUUGAGAGCCAUUCUUCAAUUUUGAUUACUAUUUAUAUUUCACCAGGGAUGUCUAUUGGUGAUUAUUCCCUAAUGUAGCAGGACACUGUGUCUAGACAGGGGGCUUCAAACUAUGGCCCCCCAGAUGUUCAUGAACUACAAUUCCCAUCAAUUCCCUGCCAAUUCCCUGCCAAUUCCCUGCCACUUGGCCAUGCUGGCAGGGGCUGAUGGGAAUUGUAGUCCAUGAACAUCUGGAGGGCUAUAAUUUGAAAACCUCUGGAGGAUAUCCUCUAUUCCAGCAGAAUGUUCUGACACAUUUCUCUUGUUAAUGGGUGAAAUGAAUGCCUGUUUAGGAAGUUAAGAACAUAAGAACUAGCCUGCUGGAUCAGACCAGAGUCCAUCUAGUCCAGCACUCUGCUACUCGCAGUGGCCCACCAGGUGCCUAUGGAGACUUCAGUUUCUAUGUUGGCUGAUAGAGACCAAGUACUUAUGCUCUCCCAGAUCGGUUUCAAAUGGGGGGCCUCUACCAUUGACCAUGGUGUAGUACUCACCCUUCUUAUAGAAAAAUGUACCAAACCAUCUAGUGCAAAACUUUACACAGCUUUUAUGAACCUAAAACAGGCUUCUGUCAGACCUCAGGUCCGAAAAUAAUAAAAACUAUAGAUUUGCUCUAAAGUCUUUAUUUCGAUUCAAAAGGUAAACAUAAGCAAAGAUGAAUCUGAAGAUUCCUGCUCAAGACUACUGCCUAUAUUCCCAAGGUUCCCUGUCCCCUGUAGCCAAACAGCUCUCUUGAUUCCCACUACAAAGCCUGGGAACAGUUCCCACUUCCCAGGUGAUAAGAUCGGCCUUUCCAGGUUACGAAGGCAGCCGGCAAAGGAGAGGGUGAGUGCUGGACACCUGCAGAGAUUAAAGCACAGUUCCCCUUGCAAAUGCCCGCCACCCCUCAGCUGUCAGGCACAGGCCUGACAGCUUCAUGAUCUCAAAUUGGGCUAAGGCAACCUUUUCCUUUAGACUAAAGAUCCAUCAUUCAUCAGGGGUUUGCUAUCUGUACUACCUGGCCAAAUAUGGCUUUCAAAGUUUAUGGCUGUAAUUGGUGGACAACAGACUACAAAAAUGGGCCUUCCUCUUGAAACCCUAAUCAAAUGGAUCUUUAUUCUGCACACAGGCAAAUAAAAUUUAAUGUCUUACAAUAUGAUAAACAGAGCAUGUGUUGCAGAGUGCUAAGAGUAUGUUCCUUAUAUUAUUUGGCCCUUUUAAUCUUGAAGACCCUGCCUGUAUAUUGUAAGUUUCUAAUGGUUCCCAAAUAUAGAAUACUAUUCUCUAAGGCAAUACUAAAUGCCCUGCCAUGAGGGGAAUUAACAGGUAGACUUCAAGAGAUUCCUUUCUGUAAGCAGUUUUGUGACUGCAAAUAAGGGAACCUAGAUACGGUCUGGUAUUUCUUUACAACGGUAGGAAAUACAUUGCGGCCUAAUAAAAAUGAAUUAUUAGAUAUAUCCAAAAGUGGAGCCCUGCUGUAAAGCAGGAUCUUGUAGCCAAGUUAUUAGCAGAUCCAAGUGUGGCUUGGGCAACUGCAACAUUUCUGUCAAUGGCAUUUAAUGGCAUUAUUUCUUAAGUUUUAAUUGUGUAAUCCCAAAUAUUUAUAAUUUUACAUAAGCUGUAUAAAAUUGUAAAUGUAAAUUCUUUAUUCAAUUUUGUACAGAUGAAUUUUUGAUAUUAUGUUGUUCAUAAAUGCACCCUUCUACUUUU
Messenger RNA from Sphaerodactylus townsendi, 5311 nucleotides. It is a transcript of the gene RARS2, whose product is annotated as arginyl-tRNA synthetase 2, mitochondrial. Bases 210 to 1946 code for a protein of 578 amino acids. Gene Ontology annotation, molecular function: arginine-tRNA ligase activity; ATP binding. NCBI's taxonomy places the organism in Eukaryota, Metazoa, Chordata, Lepidosauria, Squamata, Sphaerodactylidae. The record is from RefSeq and is a predicted model, not a curated record. The transcript has 20 exons. Gene Ontology annotation, biological process: mitochondrial translation; arginyl-tRNA aminoacylation. Gene Ontology annotation, cellular component: mitochondrion; cytoplasm.